Messenger RNA from Juglans regia (Persian walnut), 1483 nucleotides. RefSeq names its product UPF0481 protein At3g47200-like. Lineage: Eukaryota; Viridiplantae; Streptophyta; Magnoliopsida; Fagales; Juglandaceae. Bases 44 to 1333 code for a protein of 429 amino acids. The transcript is spliced from 2 exons. The record is from RefSeq and is a predicted model, not a curated record.
UUAAUUUCUCAGGUAGAUCAACUUGUACAUAUAGCAAAGGAACAUGAAACAAAACCAAAAUAUGGGUUCGACUGCUAGUGGAGAUCGCAUUACGUCUUUGAUAAACUCUACGAUAUCCCAUGAACUGUCAAUGCUGCCCAAGCCUUCCAUCUUCAGAGCCCCCACCAUUCUCUACAGGCUUAAUCCGCAAGCUUACAUCCCCGAUGCAUUUUCCUUUGGUCCUCUUCAUCAUGACAAACCAAACUUGAAACCCGCAGAAAAAAUCAAAGCUCGGUAUUUGCGAGGCCUUAUUUCUAGGUUACGCUCUCCGGACAGGGACACAAAGCUAAGAGAACUCGUCAGAUCCAUCGAGGCUGUGGAGAGAGAGGCUCGUCAAUGUUACGCUGGGCAAAUCGAUUACACCCCAGAUAAAUUUAUUCAAAUUUUGGUAAUUGAUGGUUGCUUCAUCAUUGAGCUGCUCCGCAAGAAUGCUUAUCAUGAGCUUAGAGAAGAAGAUGAUCCAAUUUUUACCAUGUCUUGCAUGCUCCAAUUCCUCAACCAUGACCUGAUAUUGCUUGAAAACCAAGUUCCUUGGAUGGUACUCGAGCGUUUGUUUUGCAUGACCAUGGAAGAUGUAGACCAGUGCUCCCUAAUGCAACUUGCCAUGGAAUUUUUUGCUCAUAUUUUCUCAUCCACACGGUCUAGUACUAGUCCUGCUCAUGUGGAUCGCGCUAUACUCCAAGACAUAGAGCAUAUUCUCGACCUGUUAAGAAAAUUGUUGAUUUCAUCAGUUGGAGGAGACGAAGAACGGGAGCUAGGAUGGCGACCCAUGCCUUCUGCCAGUAACCUCGCCGAGGCUGGAAUCAAAUUUAGAACGCGUAAAGAGUCCCACAGCAUCUUAGACAUAGAUUUCAAAAAUGGUGUCCUUGAGAUCCCACUUUUACUAAUCGAAGAGACGACAGAAACCAUCUUUAGAAAUCUCAUUAGUUUUGAACAAUGUUACCCGAAUUGCGAAGCUAGGUUCACUUCCUAUGCCGUGCUCCUAGACAAUCUCAUCAACACUACCAAGGAUGUGGAAAUACUUUGCGACAACAAUAUUAUUGCUAACUGGUUGAGUCCAGAAGAUGCAGUCCAGUUCUUCAACAAGCUUUACCACAAUUCUUAUGUCAAAGAAUUCUACUACAAAAGAGUUUGCCGGGAUGUGAAUAAAUAUUGCCAACGCAGGUUGCCCAGAUGGCGUGCAGUGCUUGUGCGCAACUAUUUCAACAAUCCAUGGGCUAUUCUUUCGAUACUGGUUGUUUUUGCGUCAUUGAUCCUCUCCUUGUUACAAACUGUGUUUACCAUAAAACAGUAGUGUUAGCUAGCUAGCUGUUGCAGAGGAUAAGUUUGGAAGGUGCCCAGCUAAUAAGGAAGGAGUUUCCAAGCGAGGAAAUGGCUAUAGAAUAAAUUGUUUGUUUAGGCAAUAUUGCCUGUUUUGGAAAUAUGUCAAUCCGCAUUUAAUUCU